Molecule: messenger RNA, 1611 nt
Organism: Orcinus orca (killer whale)
Lineage: Eukaryota; Metazoa; Chordata; Mammalia; Artiodactyla; Delphinidae
Gene: ORMDL2
Product: ORMDL sphingolipid biosynthesis regulator 2
Exons: 4
Coding region: 798-1259 (153 amino acids)
Biological process (GO): ceramide metabolic process; intracellular sphingolipid homeostasis; negative regulation of ceramide biosynthetic process
Cellular component (GO): endoplasmic reticulum membrane
Source: RefSeq, a predicted model, not a curated record
UGGCGACGCUGACUCCGCUUCACCAAUAGGGAGAGCGCAGAUGGGCCGGGGCUGCUGCUUCCUGGAGACCGCAGGUGUAGAAGCAAGCGUCGCGCCGCGCCCCAAGCUGGACGGGCUUCCGAAGCUGGCAGGGCGAGCACGAUUUUAAAACGGCCAAGUUCCGACGAUCAGAGCCGCCCUGGAGUCGGGACUAGGGCUCCAUCUCUCGAGACGCUCAGCUCACGUCCCUUCCUAGUUCACAUUCUUGGAGCACCCCACGCUUGAGAGGAAGAAUUAGGAUGCUGCCUGCUUACAUGCCAAGGAGAUGACACAGGAGGGGCAAGCCCCAGAGGAGAAGGUGGGGUUAGAAUAGAUUAGAAAAGGUAGCUUUAUCCCCUCAGCCUUCCUUAGUGGUUCCUUGUUUCCCGUGGCCCUCUUCUGGAAUUUGGGGUGUACCUAAUGUCUUCAUGGUUCCUUAUUAACUUCUUCAGGAAGGUAAAAUGACAUACAUCUGUCUCCCUUGCUCCUUGAAGCGCGCCAAGCCUAUGCUUACUCCUUCAAGUUACAGUUGAAGUGUAAGGAUCAGAAGAAAGAUUACUGUAAUAUGUCUCUAAGAUGUAGAGAGGACUCUUCUUGCCUUCUAAGUUUUUUUCCCCCAAGGCUUCAGUUUUUCCUUUGUGCAUGAUGGGGAAGUUCUCUCAUUCCCAAUAGAGUCCGGGGGAUUUGGGCUAUUCAGGGUACAACUUCGAAGAACAAACUCAAAGAGGGGUUGAGAAGAAAUUAAGCUGGACUCCUGCCUGAUCCCCCGCUGUGGUAGGAUGAAUGUCGGGGUGGCACACAGCGAAGUGAACCCCAACACUCGAGUGAUGAAUAGCCGGGGCAUCUGGCUGGCCUACAUCAUCUUGGUAGGACUGCUGCAUGUGGUCCUACUCAGCAUCCCCUUCUUCAGCAUUCCUGUUGUCUGGACCCUGACCAACGUCAUCCAUAACUUGGCUAUGUAUGUCUUCCUACAUACGGUGAAAGGGACACCCUUUGAGACCCCUGACCAAGGAAAGGCUCGGCUACUGACACACUGGGAACAGAUGGACUAUGGGCUCCAAUUUACCUCUUCCCGAAAAUUCCUCAGCAUCUCUCCCAUUGUACUCUACCUCCUGGCCAGCUUCUACACCAAGUAUGAUGCUGCUCAUUUCCUCAUCAACACAGCCUCACUGCUGAGUGUACUGCUGCCCAAGCUGCCCCAAUUCCAUGGGGUCCGUCUCUUUGGCAUCAAUAAAUACUGAGAGAUGGGGCUGGGGACGUUGGAACAAAGGGCUGUAACAUCCCUCCUUUUUCUAUACUGUCUUCUAUAUCUUGAAAGCCUGAGAACUAUGUUUCCCAAACUCCCAGAGGAAACUCAACUUUCCCAAAUUUUCAUUGGAAAAUGGGGUUCCCUGGGCCCAGCCCUGCUAGGAGCAGGUUUCUUUGACUGAGGAAAGACAAGUGAGGUAAGGGGCAAAUCACUCUCCACAGCAGGAAGCCAUGUUGGGGCAGCUUUUUGGUUGAUUAAGUUUUUCCAUCUCAUCCACUCCCACCACCUUCCAUCCAGCUCUGUUUUACUGUGUAUUUUCCUUAUAAUAAAGAUAAGUAUUUUCA